Molecule: messenger RNA, 376 nt
Organism: Entamoeba histolytica HM-1:IMSS
Lineage: Eukaryota; Evosea; Mastigamoebida; Endamoebidae
Exons: 1
Molecular function (GO): tRNA binding
Source: RefSeq, a predicted model, not a curated record
ACAUUAUAAACCAGAAGAAUUAUUAAAUCAAAAAGCUACUUUUGUAUGUAACUUAAAACCAUCCAAAUUAAGAGGAGUUGCAUCAGAAGCUAUGAUUCUUGCUGCUACUUCACUUGAUGGUACUAAAGUUAAAUUCUGUCAUCCAAGUGCUGAUGCUGCUAUUGGAGCACAAGUUAUUCCAAAAGAAGGUAAAGUUACUAUUUCUGCUAAGAAGAUUUCAAUUGAUGUUGUUGGAAAGAUGAAUCUUUCAUUGAAAGGAGGAUUAGUUAGAACGAAUGAUGUUCCACUUAUUGUUAAAGAUACUGAACUUACCGUAACUGUUGAUGAAGUUGUUGAUGGAACUGUUAGAUAAGUUUUAAAUGAACGGUUUUUCUUU